This is a messenger RNA of Stegodyphus dumicola, 1200 nucleotides long. RefSeq lists its product as uncharacterized. Lineage: Eukaryota; Metazoa; Arthropoda; Arachnida; Araneae; Eresidae. The record is from RefSeq and is a predicted model, not a curated record.
UCAACCUAGUUUCCGUUUCAAAACCCCACUAUAUAAGCUCUGAAGCCGGCAGUAUGGUCAUACACCUAAGAAUCCUAAGAAAAGGUACACACACAUAAAGGAAUUGUAACUUGUUCCAUUCUUUUACCAAAAUGAACCAAUUUGUGGUUGCUGUGAUCUUAUGUGCUGCUACGGCUGUAAGUGCUGGAGGACACGGUGGAUAUGAAAUUGGAGGCUAUGGAGGCCAUGGUGGUUAUGAUCUUGGAGGUUAUGGAGGAGGUAAAGGUUUAGGCGGAGUCGGAGGAGGCUAUGGCGGACUUGGUGGCGGAUAUGGCAAAGGACUCGGUGGCUAUGGAGGUUAUGGAAAAGGACUUGGUGGCGGAUACGGAGGUGGUUACGGUCUUGGACACAGCAUCGGAUUUUUGGGUGGUGGCUAUGAUCUUGGUGGAUACGGAAAGGGAUUAGGAGGAGGAUACGGUCUUGGUGGAUAUGGUAAAGGACUUGGUGGAUAUGGUGGUCUUGGUGGUGGAUAUGGUAAAGGACUUGGUGGAUAUGGUGGUCUCGGUGGUGGAUAUGGUAAAGGACUUGGAGGUGGUUACGGAGGCCUUGGAGGAGGAUAUGGCAAAGGCCUCGGAGGAGGAUAUGGUGGCCUUGGAGGAGGUUAUGGCAAAGGACUCGGAGGAGGAUAUGGUGGCCUUGGAGGAGGAUAUGGCAAAGGACUCGGAGGUGGAUAUGGAGGCCUUGGAGGAGGAUAUGGUAAAGGACUCGGAGGUGGAUACGGUGGUCUUGGAGGAGGAUAUGGUAAAGGUCUUGGAGGUGGAUAUGGUGGCCUUGGAGGAGGAUAUGGCAAAGGACUUGAAGGAGGAUAUGGAAAAGGACUUGGAGGUGGAUACGGUGGUCUUGGAGGAGGAUACGGUAAAGGGCUCGGAGGUGGAUAUGGUCUUGGUGGUGGCUAUGGAAAAGAAAUUGUAAUCGUUGAUGGCGGAUACAGUCAUGGAGGAUAUGGUCUCGGCGGCUAUGGUAAAGGUUAUGAUCUCGGCGGAUACGGAGGAUAUGGACAUCAUUAAUACGGCCCAUUGAAUAGAAUUGAAUGUUCCAAAGUUGCAAAUUUAUCUUCGAACAGCCAACUUUCAAUGACAGAAAAGUUAAAGAAGAUAAAUUUUGUAAGAAGUCAUCAUUGCCUUGUGUAAAAUACAAUAAAUGUUUUUAUUUAUAUUUUUA